This is a messenger RNA of Panicum hallii, 1705 nucleotides long. Its product is annotated as dof zinc finger protein DOF5.6-like. The record is from RefSeq and is a predicted model, not a curated record. The transcript has 2 exons. Gene Ontology annotation, molecular function: DNA binding; DNA-binding transcription factor activity. Lineage: Eukaryota; Viridiplantae; Streptophyta; Magnoliopsida; Poales; Poaceae. Gene Ontology annotation, biological process: regulation of DNA-templated transcription. Bases 581 to 1456 code for a protein of 291 amino acids.
UCCACCACGCUGCCGGCCCCGACACGGUGGGCCACCCCGGCCUGUGGGGUGCGGGGCACAGCAACAUGCAUGCAUCACCCGGCACGCUGCGGCCUGCUGCGGCUGGUACUUGUGCUCUCUCUCCUCUCUCUGGAUCACUCUCGGUCUUGGGCGUGCAACUUUUCCUUCCCUUCUUAUUCACAUCUUCCACCGUUCACAUCCCUCAUUCUGUCACCAACCACCGCCACCACCAGUACCACACAUCCAUCCUCUUCUCCUCCCUCAGCUCUAGCUCUUCUUCUCUCCUACCUCCAUUACCGCAGCACCUCUAUUGAUCUUCUCUUCGUGUUCUCUCUCCCAGUUAGCUGCACAUCUCUUAGUGUAUCCUCGUUACCUUUACAAUUCACCGACAAGCUAAGAAGAUCAGUUAGCAUAUGGUAUGACCAGGAUUCAGGAUAAUGAAGUAGCUAGCUAUAGAUAGUUUUCAGAGGUGUGUAUCUAGGUUUUGUGUGGCUCGUGAUUUGGAAGAAGACACUACCUUACCGUUCUCAGGUGGCUACUAGCUAGCUAGAGAGGUAGUCAGCUGGUGAUCCAUCGAUCGAUGAUGGCCGGAGCACCGCCGAUGCACAUCUGCAUGGACUCGGACUGGCUCAAGGGCAUCGUCCCCGAGGAGCCCGGGAUGGGGUCGUCGUCGCCAUCGGCGGAGCUGAUCGCGUGCCCGCGGCCGGUGCACGCCGCGGCGGCGGACCGGCGCCUGCGGCCGCAGCACGACCAGCCGCUCAAGUGCCCGCGGUGCGAGUCCACGCACACCAAGUUCUGCUACUACAACAACUACAGCCUCUCGCAGCCGCGCUACUUCUGCAAGACGUGCCGCCGCUACUGGACCAAGGGCGGCUCGCUCCGCAACGUCCCCGUCGGCGGAGGGUGCCGCAAGAACAAGCGCGCCAGCGCCAAGAAGCCCGCCGCGCCGCCGAUGCUGCAGGCGCACGCGCGGCAGGUGGCCGCGGAGACCGGCCUCCACCUGUCCUUCUCGGGCAUGCAGCAGCUGCCGCCCCCGCCCGCCGCGGCGGACCCGCUAUGCAGCCUCGGCCUCCUGGACUGGAAGUACGACCCUAUCCUUGCAGGAUCCGGCGGCGCGGCCGGCGCGCUGGACGGCGCCAGCUCCGAGGCGCACUUCGCGGGGGCAGGCAUGAUGGGCAUCCCCGGCGGCGGCGAGUGCCACGCGCUGAGCGCGCUCCGGUACGCGGCCGGCCUGGGCGAGCACUUGCAGCUGCAGGGGCUGCCGUUCGGGGGGCGCGCCGAGCACGACGCCGUGGAGAUGAAGCCGCCGGCGGCGGAGAGGCUGCUGUCGCUGGACUGGUACGGCGAGGCGAGCCGCGCGCCGGAGAGCGCCAUCAGCUCGCUGGGCGCGCUGGGCCUGUGGAGCGGCAUGAUCGGCGGCGCGCACCAGCACCACGGCUCCUCCGCGGCCAUCUGAACCUGGCAGAAACGUGCCUCCAUGCUGCUUGCGUUGCAUGCAUUAGUGGUUUGCUAAUGGCGUUAACGAGUGACUACGUAGGAGUGCUUGCUUUCAUUUUCUUUUGUUUGUUGGUUUUGCUAUUGUCAUCUUCUGUUUGGUUUCAUCGUUUUGUUUGGACGAUCGAUGCUUGCAGCUCGUCAUUUCAGACGGUGUCUCUGUUGUUGUCCCACUUCAAAGUUCGAACGUUUGCUGUGGUUCAAAGUUUUA